Molecule: messenger RNA, 3684 nt
Organism: Lagopus muta (rock ptarmigan)
Lineage: Eukaryota; Metazoa; Chordata; Aves; Galliformes; Phasianidae
Gene: PPWD1
Product: peptidylprolyl isomerase domain and WD repeat containing 1
Exons: 11
Coding region: 35-1912 (625 amino acids)
Biological process (GO): protein peptidyl-prolyl isomerization
Molecular function (GO): protein binding; peptidyl-prolyl cis-trans isomerase activity
Source: RefSeq, a predicted model, not a curated record
GGGAGGGAGCGUCGCGGGAAAGUGACGUAGCAGCAUGGCGUCGUCCGAGCCGGAGCGCAAGAGGAGGGCGAGCGGCGCCACGGAGAACGAGGAAGAAGACGAGGAAGAUGGGGAGCGCUGGGUCGGGCCGCUCCCGGGGGAGGCGGCCCAGGCGAAGAAGCGGAGAGUCCUUGAAUUUGAACAUGUCUAUCUUGAAAAUCUACCAUGUGCUUCGAUGUAUGAACGUAGUUACAUGCACAGAGAUGUCAUUACACAUGUGGCAUGUACUAAGACAGAUUUUAUCAUCACAGCAAGUCAUGAUGGGCAUGUAAAAUUCUGGAAAAAAAUAGAAGAAGGGAUUGAGUUUGUUAAACACUUCCGUAGCCACUUAGGUGUUAUUGAGAGUAUUGCUGUUAGUUCAGAAGGGGCAUUAUUCUGUUCAGUUGGAGAUGACAAAGCGAUGAAAGUGUUUGAUGUAGUCAACUUUGAUAUGAUCAACAUGCUGAAACUUGGCUAUUCCCCUGGUCAGUGUGAAUGGGUAUAUUGUCCUGGAGAUGCCAUAUCUUCUGUUGCAACAUCUGAGAAGACCACAGGAAAAAUAUUUAUUUAUGAUGGACGAGGAAAUAAUCAACCACUCCAUGUUUUUGAUAAACUCCAUACAUCUUCUCUUACUCAGAUACGGUUGAAUCCUGUCUACAAAGUAGUUGUGUCCUCUGACAAAUCUGGAAUGAUUGAGUAUUGGACUGGUACUCCUCAUGAAUAUAAAUUUCCCAAGAAUGUGAACUGGGAAUAUAAAACAGAUACUGAUCUGUACGAAUUUGCUAAAUGCAAGGCUUACCCAUCCAGUAUAAGUUUUUCACCUGAUGGCAAAAAAAUGGCCACUCUUGGGUCCGACAGAAAAGUCAGAAUUUUCCGAUUUUUGACGGGGAAGCUCAUGAGGGUCUUUGAUGAAUCUCUGAGUAUGUUUACUGAGCUUCAGCAGAUGAGACAGCAACUACCAGACAUGGAGUUUGGCCGGCGCAUGGCAGUUGAGCGUGAGUUGGAGAAAGUGGAUGCAGUAAGAUUAAUUAAUAUCAUCUUUGAUGAAACUGGACACUUCGUUCUCUAUGGAACAAUGUUGGGCAUUAAAGUCAUAAAUGUAGAAACUAACAGGUGCAUUCGUAUCUUGGGAAAACAAGAGAACAUUAGGGUGAUGCAGCUGGCUUUAUUCCAAGGAGUUGCAAAGAAGCAUCGUGCUGCAAUAACCAUAGAAAUGAAGGCAUCUGAAAAUCCUGUUCUCCAGAACAUCCAGGCAGAUCCAACAGUAAUCUGCACAGCUUUUAAGAAAAACAGGUUUUACAUGUUUACUAAACGUGAACCAGAAGAUACUAAGAGUGCAGAUUCAGACAGAGAUGUCUUCAAUGAGAAACCUUCUAAAGAAGAGGUCAUGGCAGCCACACAGGCAGAAGGUCCCAAAAGAGUUUCAGACAGUGCCAUUAUCCACACAAGCAUGGGAGAUAUACAUGUUAAGCUUUUUCCUGUUGAGUGUCCCAAAACUGUGGAAAACUUCUGUGUACACAGCAGAAAUGGCUACUACAAUGGACACAUAUUUCACCGUAUUAUCAAGGGUUUCAUGAUUCAGACUGGUGACCCCACAGGUACAGGAAUGGGAGGUGAAAGUAUCUGGGGAGGAGAAUUUGAAGAUGAAUUUCAUUCAACUUUACGACAUGACAGACCAUACACACUGAGCAUGGCUAAUGCAGGACCAAAUACUAAUGGAUCCCAGUUUUUUAUAACAGUAGUGCCAACCCCUUGGCUAGACAACAAACACAGCGUGUUUGGACGGGUGACCAAAGGAAUGGAAGUUGUUCAGAGAAUCUCUAAUGUUAAAGUCAAUCCCAAAACUGACAAGCCCUAUGAGGAUAUCAGCAUCAUUAAUAUCACAGUGAAGUAAGUCAGGUGUCGAAGGUUCCAGCUUAAACAGAAGAAUGUCGUCGUCGUGGGACCCAGGAAAGAACCCAGAAGGAAUAAAAGCUUUUUUGAUAAUUCUUGGAUAUAGGAAGUGCCAUGACAAAGCAAACAUCAGUUCUGCUGUUUUUCAUGUACCUAAAGUGCCCUAAGCCUGUAUUUCUCAGUAAAUUUGUCUUUUUAAAGUAAAAACAUUGCCAUCUUUCUUACAAAGCCUACUGUUUGUCUUUUCUGUGCAAGAUUGAAGGUGCAAAUACACUACAGAUUAUAUUCUAUAGCUUUUGUCAUGAACUGAGUAGAGUUUGUACCUUUAUCUGUGACCAGAGGAAGGGAUCAGAUGUAGGCUAGUAAUAAGCUCUUCAACAAUACGUACAUUCAUUAAAAAUUAUACUGUAAUAUGCUUUGCUAGGAUGACAUAUAUAAUUUACCUCAUCUUCCAAGAUGGUUGUGUGUGUGUCCAUCAGACUAAAUGAACAAGUGAUCAAAUUAUGCAGUAACAGUGCAUUAAAUCCUACACAAGUACUGGCAUUGCCAGGUUUUCUUGUGUCUUUUAAUGUUUCAUGUUAUCUUAGCCUCUGCACACUGUUGAUGGCUUGACUUUUACCUCAGAAAUCAGACAUAUUAAAACUUUUACUAGAAUACUUAAUUGACAUGGUUACUCACAUCAACCUGUUGCGAACUUGUGGCAAAAUAUGAUCCUGUGCCAGGCUGGAUAGUUAAGUCUACUCUAAGAUACGGUACCGUUAAUUUUGACUGUUCAUGUCCACAUAAGACCACAAGACUCAGGAGCUUAUGACUGUAAUAGCUUUUUUUUAAAAAAAAAAAAACAAAAAACAACAGUGAUGUAAUGCAUGCUAAUCAAAUUCAAAGCCUUUGGAAACUGCUGUCACAGGGAAACUGACACAGAAAGGCAUACUGAAGAAUCAGAUGAGAGUUUUACAGUAUACUGAAUGUACUGCACCUCUAGUUUUAGAUGACAAGACAAAUUUAUUAAAGAAAACUACAUCUUCAAAAGUUUUAGAUAAUUUUAUUGAAAAAAAUUAACAUUUUUUUUUCUGGGCAACUCAGACUGCAGCAGCAGCUCAUGAAUUAUUUCCAUUAAAAGAGCCCUUUCACUGCAAAAAUUAUUUAACAUCCAACAGUUCAGAAAUUAAACCAUCUCAGAAGACAAUCCUCAAAUACCACACAAUCCACAAUAAGUUUGAAGACAGCAUACAGCAUCACCACAUCACGUGAUAUGAUAAACCGUGAUUUUUUCUGUUAGCUUAAGCACACUGUUAUUGAGCCAGGAUGCUUUAAAGAAAGCCACAACAUUGUCACUGGAUGUUGCAUUCACGGAAGUUCACAAAUAAGUCAAAAUCUUGCAAAGAGUUAAUCAGUCUCAUAGAAAUCCUCAAAGUAAUGCUUGAGUAAGUUCUAGCUGAGGAAAUCCUCCAUUGUGCAAGUCAGUACACUAAAACUCAAGUUCUAGAGAACUGCUGAAACAAGCUUAAAUUUGUAACGGAAGCAGUUUACAUAUAGUAUUAACUUAUAAUACAGAUAAACCUCUUAGUGCACCACUUAGUGCACUGAAGAGUUCACAGACAAGUGCAGUACCUUCACAGUUACUUGAAGUCAUCUUAAAUAAAUUCCACUAAAAAACACUUUAUGGUAGUAUUCCACACAUCACAAGCAAGCAAUCUUUUGUGCUCAAAAAGAUGUAUAAGUAUUUUUCCUGUGCCCUCAAAUACACUCUUACAAUAAAAAAAAAAACAACAA